AUGGUCUUAUGUAGUUUUGUCAUCAGAUUCUGAAAAUGAUGAAUACAUUAGUAAAAUAUGGCUAAUUACUGUUUGUGCAGCAGUUGUUUGAAGGACAGAUUUUUAUAAGAUUUUGUCUUGUCACAAAUGCAUGUAAAAUGUACACACUUCCAAUGAACCCAAUCAGACAUGGUUUCAAUCAGUUAAUCAGUCAUGUCAUUGUGAGAAAUGGUCUAAUUUGGGAAGCUGGAAUAGCUCAAAAGUGACAUUCAGGAUAGAGAACAAUCUCAAAAAUGCCACGGUGUGAAUAAAGGGUGUUUUUGGAUGUCUUGUUUUUGCUCUCUCAGUCUCGCAUAGGCCUAUGCCAUCUAUGCCAUGAAACCAUCAAGCAAUGGCAUCUAGGGGGAAGUCGGAGAAUGACAAACUGCAACAGAACCUCGAAGAGCAGUUAGAGCGUCUUGUCAAUCAGUUGCAAGAUCUCGAGGAAUGCAGAGAAGAACUGGACGAUGAUGAGUAUGAAGAAACCAAGAAUGAAACUGUCGAACAGCUGAAGGAGUUUGACGAAUCAUUGAGUCGGAUGCGGGGGGGAAAUCUUAGUUUAGUUGAUGAAUUAAAUGCCAUGCAACUGGCCAUUCAAGCUGCCAUUAGUGACGCCUUUAAAACACCAGAAGUUAUUCGACUGUUUGCCAAGAAACAACCAGGACAACUGAGACAAAGAUUAUCAGAGAUCGAAAGAGAUGCAAAAAUAGGGAAAAUGCCGAAAGAAACCGCGACGCAACAAACAGUAGAGAUCUUAACUGCCCUGAAGAAAUUAGGGGAGGAGCUCACACCAACGGAGAUAGCCUUCUUACAGAAUAAUUCCAGUGCCAGUCUCAAACAAUUUGAAAAAGUUACAGGCGAUUUAGGUUCUGGAGCUAAGGUUUUGGCAGUAGCUGGUUCACAAGUGAAACAAGCAAGCAAGUAGCUGUUGGAACAAGGACACUCAAUUGAACUGCUCCAGUUAAAAGAAAACCUGAAGAAUACUUCAACAUUCAAAGAUAGAGACUUUUUUGAUGAGCCCCUUAAACAAUGGAUUCAAAUCGUAUAACUUGCGAUCAUGAUUCCAUGUAACAAAACUGCCUGUUUGCGAUGGUCAUCAGACUUCUGUUCGGAGAAAAAAAAUGUGAGAAGAACCAAUUUAAACUAGACAAGUGAUGUGCCGAAAUUCCGAAAGUACCUGUGUAACAAAUAUGUUAAACCUAUACUGCUUUGCUCAAAUAUGUUGUAACAAGCAUGACACAGCUACAUGUAAAUUUAUUGCUUGGACAUUCUUUUUUAAUUUUUGUUGAUUUUUAAAAAAAAUUGACAUCGCAUAAUGAAUACAUUUUUACGAUUAGAAUGGAUUCUCAGGUUUAUUUUUGGUCUUCUCUCUGUCCAGGUCACAAUUCUUAUUUGAGGUAAGAUGCGUUUUUAAGUGCUACAUGUAUAUUGUUAGAUUAUUUAUGCUAUUAUGGUAAGGGUGCUUUUAAUCUUGAGGCUUUAGAGAGUUAUCUACAAUGUAGUUGAAAAGGUCAGUAAUGCAUUCAAGCAUUAUCUAAGGAUGGAAAUCUCACGUUCCUUCCACAUGGUGUCUGGAAAAGUUCAGUUUUUGAAUUGUUUAUGUUAAAAAGUAUUCAAGUGGAACCUCUCACAGCAGGACACCUCUCUAUCAAGAAUAGCAUUUGUCUGUCCUGAGGGUGUCCUUAAAGGGAUAUGCCGUUUGUUUUUCGGGAGUCUCAGGAAAAUAGAAAUGCAUUUACACACAAUGCUGAAUAAUAACUGAACUACGGCAUUGUGUAUAACUGCAUUUCUAUUUUCCUGGACCACCAGUACCGUAAUUACUAACCACAAAAUCUAACAUCGCGUGGUCGAUUCCACAAUAUAGCUAUGUAUGCUUGUCAACUGUCAUGACAAUUCAAUAUUCAUUUCCUCAGGAAAAUCAUGCUGAUAAUUUUUUGUAAUUUGUGUUAUAAAUUGCAUUGUAAAUAUUCUGUUAUCGAAUGAUAUAAAUAAUAAUUGUAAAGAUUAUCUCAUCGCUAGAAAAA
Messenger RNA from Lineus longissimus, 2042 nucleotides. Its product is annotated as protein LZIC-like. NCBI's taxonomy places the organism in Eukaryota, Metazoa, Nemertea, Pilidiophora, Heteronemertea, Lineidae. Gene Ontology annotation, molecular function: beta-catenin binding. The record is from RefSeq and is a predicted model, not a curated record. The transcript has 6 exons. Bases 371 to 943 code for a protein of 190 amino acids.